CGGAGGAGGCGGAGCAGGCGCUGUCCCGGCUCUUGAGCGGGCUAGCUGCUGAGGAGGUGGUGCGGCGGGCCCGGGAGGCCGAGGUUCGGGCGGGGCGGCGGGAGAGGCUGGCAGGCGGCUCCGGCAGCGUGGGGAGAGCGGCGCCGCGGGCUGGGCGCUCCCGGCGAGAGGAGUCCGCUCCAUGCGUGCGGGCCGAGGCCGGCCCCUGCGAGCCGCAGACAUGAAGAAAGACGUGCGGAUCCUUCUGGUGGGAGAACUGCCUCGUCUCCUCCAAGCCGUUUCCUUUCCUGUCUCUGAGGCCUGCCCUGUUGGAAUGGACAUGGUGACAGCUAGAGUUGGGAAGACAUCACUGAUUAUGUCUCUGGUCAGUGAAGAAUUCCCAGAAGAGGUUCCUCCCCGGGCAGAAGAAAUCACCAUUCCAGCUGAUGUCACCCCCGAGAGAGUUCCAACGCACAUUGUAGAUUACUCAGAAGCAGAACAGAGUGAUGAACAACUUCAUCAAGAAAUAUCACAGGCUAAUGUUAUCUGCAUAGUUUAUGCUGUUAACAACAAGCAUUCUAUUGAUAAGGUAACAAGUCGAUGGAUUCCUCUCAUAAAUGAAAGAACAGACAAAGACAGCAGGCUGCCUUUGAUAUUGGUUGGGAACAAAUCUGAUCUGGUGGAAUACAGUAGUAUGGAGACCAUCCUUCCUAUUAUGAACCAGUACACAGAAAUAGAAACCUGUGUGGAGUGUUCAGCAAAAAAUCUGAAGAACAUAUCGGAGCUCUUCUAUUAUGCACAGAAAGCUGUUCUUCAUCCUACAGGGCCCCUGUACUGCCCAGAGGAGAAAGAGAUGAAACCGGCCUGUAUAAAAGCCCUUACUCGUAUAUUUAAAAUAUCUGAUCAAGAUAAUGAUGGUACUCUCAAUGAUGCUGAACUCAACUUCUUUCAGAGAAUUUGUUUCAACACUCCGUUAGCUCCUCAAGCUCUGGAAGAUGUCAAAAAUGUAGUCAGGAAACAUAUAAGUGAUGGUGUGGCUGAUAGUGGAUUGACACUGAAAGGUUUUCUUUUUUUACACACACUUUUUAUUCAGAGGGGGAGACAUGAAACUACUUGGACUGUGCUUCGACGAUUUGGUUAUGAUGACGAUCUGGAUUUGACACCUGAAUAUUUAUUUCCCUUGCUAAAAAUACCUCCUGAUUGCACUACUGAAUUAAAUCAUCACGCAUAUUUGUUUCUCCAAAGUACUUUUGACAAGCAUGAUUUGGAUAGAGACUGUGCUUUGUCACCUGAUGAGCUUAAAGACUUGUUUAAAGUUUUCCCUUACAUACCUUGGGGGCCAGAUGUGAAUAACACAGUUUGUACGAAUGAAAAAGGCUGGAUAACCUACCAGGGAUUCCUUUCCCAGUGGACGCUCACGACCUAUUUAGAUGUGCAGCGGUGCCUGGAGUAUUUGGGUUAUCUAGGCUAUUCAAUAUUGACUGAGCAAGAGUCUCAAGCUUCAGCUGUCACAGUAACAAGAGAUAAAAAGAUAGACCUUCAGAAAAAACAGACUCAAAGAAAUGUGUUCAGAUGUAAUGUAAUUGGGAUGAAAAACUGUGGGAAAAGUGGAAUUCUUCAGGCUCUUCUUGGAAGAAACUUAAUGAGGCAGAAGAAAAUUCGUGAUGACCAUAAAUCAUACUAUGCGAUUAACACCGUUUAUGUAUAUGGACAAGAGAAAUACUUGUUGUUGCAUGAUAUCUCAGAAUCGGAAUUUCUGACUGAAGCUGAGAUCCUUUGUGAUGUUGUGUGCCUGGUAUAUGAUGUCAGUAACCCUAAAUCCUUUGAAUACUGUGCCAGGAUUUUUAAGCAACACUUUAUGGACAGCAGAAUACCUUGCUUAAUCGUAGCUGCAAAGUCAGACCUGCAUGAAGUCAAACAAGAAUAUAGCAUUUCACCUACUGAUUUCUGCAGGAAACACAAAAUGCCUCCACCACAAGCCUUCACUUGCAAUACUGCUGAUGCACCCAGUAAAGAUAUCUUUGUUAAAUUGACAACAAUGGCCAUGUACCCAGAGGAUCAUUACAGAGACAGACUCUCCCGAGACAUGGGCAACACUGAUAGAAUAGAGAAUUUGAGAAAAAUCUGGGUCUUUCUAAAAACUGCUUUCCAUGCCCGGUUACGCUGUAUGUGCACCUGCAACAGGUGUACAUUUUGCAUCUGUCAGAACUUCCUCAACUCAGACUUGCUGCAAUCUGUAAAGAACAAAAUCUUCACUGCAGUUCUUAACAGGCACGUGACACAAGCUGACCUCAAGAGCUCCACGUUUUGGCUUCGAGCAAGUUUUGGUGCUACUGUUUUUGCAGUUUUGGGCUUUGCUAUGUACAAAGCAUUAUUGAAACAGCGAUGAUUAAAAAAAAAAAAAUACUGGCCCUACCAAAAACAAAUACUUUUAUGUACAUUCUGAAUGCUUUAAAUUCCGCUAGAAAUAUUGAGAUAUUUAUACAUGCAGAGUUACUUUGUUAAUAUUUGUAAUUCAUGCAUAAGAGUAUUUUAAUGAUAGUUAUAACUGCAGUAUUGGCUAGCAUAUGGAAGGAAACAGCUUAACAGCCAAACUAAAAUGGCUAACUUUCAGAGGCCAAAAGGGAAUAUUUUGUAAAUAAUGUACAUAUUCAGGCAAGAUAUGGUCUCCCAGACUGAGUUCAAGAAAUGAUGUUUCUAGACGUUUCUACAUGGUAUUAUUAGUGCUCAGUUGGCUCACUCUCCUAGGUUUAAGUCAGCUCAGAGACUUUAUUUACUCAUUGAUCACUUAUUUAUUUCACAUUUACUCAGAAUGAUCUUUGGGUACUUUAAGUACACGAGGCACAAUUUGCCUUUUUCUCUCCGUUUUUAAAAACGUGACUUUCUUUCAGUCCCAUCCUUCAUGGUAGGCCAGCCUUGAAGCCAUCGUGCAGUCUAGAAAAUUGUAUAGCUGAGUGUGAUGCUCUCCUUUAAGGAAGGAGUAAGCUCAAGGCGAUUAGCAAAGGCGUCACCUGUGUGAUUAGUUUCCUUUGUCAGUAUGUUGAAUUUUAUAGCCCUUUCAAUCAAAUGAGAAAAAAGAUUUGUAUAUUAUUAAUGUUUUUAGUUUAAAUAAACAGUCACCAUUACUACUAUUGAGUUUCCUCCCAAAGUGUAAAUCAUUCUAUAAUGGCUGUGUCUAUUAUAGUAUAUUACAGUAGCUGCAUGUGUCAUGAAGUGUUCUAUAUCUGGCUAGGAUAACCUAGAAGCAGCACUUUUUUAAAUGGUAAAAUAAAUCUAAUUAAUAAAACUCUCAUUAUGAACCUAUUUUUUCCAUCAUUGACCUUUUCAAGUAUUUAAAUAAAUAAGCACUGUGUACUGUGA
Molecule: messenger RNA, 3339 nt
Organism: Balaenoptera acutorostrata (minke whale)
Lineage: Eukaryota; Metazoa; Chordata; Mammalia; Artiodactyla; Balaenopteridae
Gene: RHOT1
Product: ras homolog family member T1
Exons: 22
Coding region: 182-2368 (728 amino acids)
Biological process (GO): mitochondrion transport along microtubule; small GTPase-mediated signal transduction; mitochondrion organization
Cellular component (GO): mitochondrial outer membrane
Molecular function (GO): GTPase activity; calcium ion binding; GTP binding
Source: RefSeq, a predicted model, not a curated record